AUGUCGAUGAACCGCCUAGCACGAGCUGGCCUCAGGGCCCAUAAUAAAAACUUGAUCUCACCCUACAGCAACAGCAGAGCUGUCAACUUGGGCUCCAGCGGUGUACACUGUGCGGCGCCGGCCAUCGCAAGUAUAUACAGGCCCAAUGCCCUCCAGAAAACCCAGAGCCCGCGGUCUUCAGGCCUACUAUCCUCUCAAAAGUCAUUCUUCACCACAUCAUCACAAUCCUCCUCAGCCACUGCCGCUGCCACUGCCGACAUGGGUUCCAAAGCUGCUCCCGCGCCCCUGAGGCUCAGCAACAAGAGCCUUGCCCAGAUCCAGGGCUUUGGGAGCGAGGGCCACCAGGCGUCGGUCAUCCCGACAUACAGCCGCGAGGGCCUCAAGGAGGGUAUCGUGCACAUCGGCGUCGGUGGCUUCCACCGGGCGCAUCUGGCCGUGUACGUGGACAACCUGCUGGGCAAGAACGUCAACGACGCGCGAGAGUGGGCCAUCUGCGGCGUGGGUCUGAAGCCCUUUGACGCAGGCAUGCGCGACGCCCUGGUGCCUCAGGACGGGCUGUACACCACCAUUGAGCGGUCGGCCGAAGGCAGCCAGGCGCGCGUCAUUGGCAGCAUCAACUCAUUCCUGUAUGCGCCCGACAACGUGGACGCCGUCAUCGCCAAGAUGGCAAACCCGGAGACCCGCAUCGUGUCCAUGACCAUCACCGAGAGCGGCUACUACUACAACGAGAACACGCACGAGCUGCAGGUCGAGGACCCGGACAUUGUCGAAGACCUGAAAAGCGACCUCGGUGCGCCUCGCACCACCUAUGGCUUCCUGUUCGCCGCGCUGGCCCGCCGUCACGCCGCCGGCCUCAAGCCCUUCACCGUGUUGUCGUGCGACAACAUGCAGAAGAACGGCACCAUCACGCGCAGCAUGCUGCUGUCGUUCGCGCGGCUGCGCGACCCCAAGAUCGCCGACUGGAUCGCCGAGCACGGCGCGUUCCCCAACAGCAUGGUGGACCGCAUCACGCCGCGCACGUCGGACACCGACAAGACGGACCUGGCGGCCAACUUCGGCAUCGAGGACGCCUGGCCGGUUGUGACGGAGCCGUUCAUGCAGUGGGUGGUGGAGGACACGUUCGCCAACGGGCGGCCGGCGUUCGAGCAGGUAGGCGUGCAGGUGGUCAAGAACGUGCACGAGGUUGAGAAGUUUGAGUGCCACAAGCUGCGGCUGCUCAACGCCAGCCACACGGCCAUGGCCUACAUUGCCUACCUGUCCGGGUUCGAGUACGUGCACAACGUGAUCGAGCACCCGCUGUUCAACAAGUUCCUCUACAAGAUGAUGCACGAGGAGGUGCGGCCCUUGCUGCCCGAGAUCGAGGGCGUCAGCAUCGACGCCUACAUCGACAUGCUGAUGCACCGCUUCUCGAACCCGACCAUCAUGGACCAGAUCACGCGGCUGACGCUCAACGGCUCCGGCAAGCUGCCGCAGUUCAUCAUGCCGUCCAUCGCCGAGCAGAUCUGGGACUCGCGCGAGCACAACUUCCGCCGCCUGACCCUCGCCGUCGCCAGCUGGUUCCGCUACCUCGACGGCGUCGACGAGCAGGGCCGCCCGAUCCACGUCGACGACCCCAUGGCCGAGCGCCUGCAGGCCCUCGCCCGCGAGGGCGGCACCUCGCCCGCGCCCCUGCUCGGAGUCAAGAACCUGUUCGGUGACGACUUGCGCGGCGACAAGCUCUUCGUCGAGGAGCUGGGCCGGGCCCUCGAGAGUCUCCACAAGGAGGGCGCCAUGGCCACGCUGGCCAAGUACGUCGACUAA
Messenger RNA from Diaporthe amygdali, 1800 nucleotides. RefSeq lists its product as uncharacterized. Bases 1 to 1800 code for a protein of 599 amino acids. Gene Ontology annotation, molecular function: mannitol dehydrogenase activity. Lineage: Eukaryota; Fungi; Ascomycota; Sordariomycetes; Diaporthales; Diaporthaceae. The record is from RefSeq and is a predicted model, not a curated record. The transcript has a single exon.